AGCAGACUUAGCAACCAAGAGAAAACCAAGACAAAAAUGGUUGGCGCUUUGAUUGGAGAGGCUUUUCUCUCCGCUUCCAUCGAGGUGCUGUGUGACAGAAUUGCUUCAACCAAGUUUGUUGACUUGUUCCGGCAGAAUAAGCUGGACGAACCCCUUCUCGAGAAACUGAAGGUGACGCUGCCCGCCCUUUCUGCAGUCCUCAAUGAUACAGAAGAGAAGCAAAUUUCAAACCGUGCUGUGAGAAAAUGGCUUGACGAGCUCAAGCAUGCUGUCUUGGACGCGGAGGAUUUGCUGGAUGAGAUCGACACUGAAGCUUUGCGAUGCAAGGUGGAAGGUGAAGGUCAAACCAAGAAAUUAACCGACAAGGAGUGGAACUUCUUCUCUACUUCUCCUACUCAUUUUUAUCAAAGCACGAAUGUUGAGAUACGAAAGUUAUUGCAAAGGCUGGAUGGCUUUGUGCAACAGAAGGUUGCCCUUGGUCUGACUGGAGAUGUUGCGAGGAAGGGUUCACAAAGAACUCCAACAACUUCAUUGAUUCAUGAACCUUGUGUAUAUGGAAGAGACGGAGAUAAAGAAAAUUUAUCAAAAGUCUUGUUCUCUGAUGAAGCAAGCGAGAAUGAUGUAUCUAUCAUCACCAUUUUUGGUAUGGGCGGGGUUGGCAAGACGACCCUUGCUCGAGCCCUUUACAACGAUGAUAAGGUGAAGGAGCACUUUACCCUUAGAUCUUGGGCAUGUGUUUCAGAAGAUUAUGAUGCUAUUAGGGUGACUAAAACUCUUCUCGAGUCGGUCACUUCAAAACCUUGUAAGAUGACAGAUUUGAUUUUGCUUCAAGUUGAACUUAGAGAACAACUGAGGGGAAAGAAAUUCUUAUUUGUGUUGGAUGACCUUUGGAAAUUUGAAAUAUUUUGAUUGGAAGUGCCUGCAAACUCCUUGUUCUCUAAGUUGUUCUCUAAGUUCAACUUGAAGCAAAUUCAAAUCUGUCAUAUUACAAGGUGUUGAAGUGACUGACUCGAGAAGAGUUUUAGUCACCCUAAUAGCAUCAUAAUCUUCUGAAACACAUGCCCAAGAUUUAAGGGUAAAGUGCUCUUUCACCUUAUCAUCAUUGUAAAGGACUCGAGCAAGGGUCGUCUUGCCAACCCCGCCCAUACCAACAACGGUGAUGAUAGAUACAUUAUCCUCGCUUGCAUCAUCAGAGAACAAGACUUUUGAUAAAUUUUCUUUAUCCUUGCGUCUUCCAUAUACCAAAGGUUCAUGGAUCAAGGAAGUUGUUGGAGUUCUUUGUGAAACCUUCCUCCCAACAACUUCUGUAAGACCAAGGGCAACUUUCUGUUGCACAAAGUCAUCCAGCCUUUGCAAUAACCCUUGUAUCUCAACAUUCAUGCUUUGAUAAAAAUGACUACGAGAAGUAGGGAAGAAGUUACACACCUUUUUGGUUAAUUUCUCGGUUUGACCUUCACAUUCCACCUUGCAUCGCAAAGAUUCAGUGUCGAUCUCAUCCAGUAAGUCCUCCGCGUCAAAGACAGCGUGCUUGAGCUCGUCAAGCCAUUCUCUCACAACAGGGUUCAAAAUUUGCUUCUCUUCCGCAUCAUUAAGGACUGCACAAAUGGUGAGCAGCGUCAUCUUCAGUUUCAUGAGGAGUGGUUCAUCCAGCUUCUUCUGCCGGAACAAGUCACCGACGUCGGUUGAAGCAAUGCGCUCACAUAGCACCUGGAUGGAAGCGGAGAUAAAAGCCUGUCCAAUCAAAGCGGCAGCCAUUUUUCUCUUGGUUGCCAAGUUUGCUAAUAGCUCAAUGAAGAAUGAAAGGCUUUUGAGAUUGUAAAUAAAUAUGCAUCCCAAUUUGUAAUGAACUUCUGAUUGGUCAAUCUCUUGUAAUCAACCCUUGAAUAGUCAUGAACAACAAUAACUUUUGAAACUUUAAAAGGUCAACUGGGGACAACUUUUGAAACUUUGAAAAGUCAACUGGGG
Molecule: messenger RNA, 1965 nt
Organism: Malus domestica (apple)
Lineage: Eukaryota; Viridiplantae; Streptophyta; Magnoliopsida; Rosales; Rosaceae
Source: RefSeq, a predicted model, not a curated record